UCCGGACGAACGCGUCUCUUGUCUCUCUUGAAUCAUCUUUUGUUUCGACGAGUUACUAUCUUCAUUAGUGUUCAUUAAUAAAUCGUAUAAUAAAAUCUUAAAAUCGUGUGUUUGUGUUUUGUCUAAUUUACAGUAUAUAUUGUUGUUUGACUUUAAUCACCACUACAACUGAAACUCACUUUACUUAAAAAAUUAGUCUGAAAACUUUAGUACCGUUAUUUUUUACUAAGAAAUAUUCGUGGAUGCGGAAUUGACUGGUAUUGAAGCUGCCGCCAGAUCAGCGACCACCUGUAGUUGCAGCCACCCUCUACCCGCAUUCUUAGCUGAGUCAUCGUAUUCCGCGCAUAGCUGACUUUGACUAUAAUUUCUCGGUUUAUUACGAGAGAUUGAAUUAAUAAAGCGUCUUCCUUAUUUCAUAUUUUGCCGCUUGAAGUUUUAAUAGCUAUUUCAACGAAAAUGAAGACCUCAUCGUUUUCACUCCGUGUUAUGCGAAGGAUUCAUGGCCGUAUAUCAGUAGCGAAGUUUCGCCGUCGAUCAGGCGAAAAUCAUGAAGAUCCAGCCGAAAGCGAAAUCGCGCGCAACGUAGGGUCACAACAGCAGCAUUUGUCUUUUUCUCUUCACAAACCUCAAACGUCAAUAAUCCCACAAGUACUAACAAAAAAUAUACAUACCCACAUAGAAGCAGUCAUCUCUCACGAAAGUAGAUUUCAACGGCAAAUGCGGAUCGGAAGAGUUAACAGGGCUACUGCAACUGCUGGGCGACAUAUCGUCGAGCUUCCACUUGAUUUUCUAAUUGCGUGUACGUAGAAGAACAAUUUCGACAAAAAAAGCUCUGCUGUGAUUUGAACGUCUCGAAGCGAAGUUUUGCUGCUGUUUUGUAAACUUCUUUUGCCAGAAAGAACAAGAAAACAAAACAGAACCGAAAGCAAAGAUGGCGUUCGCCGCCGCGAGGAUGAUCCUCAAGGAUAAACGCAGGAAGCCUAGCAAGGAAGACUUUACACCACGCAAUAGAAGCAAGGCCCGCAGCGCCAGUACAAGUAGCUUUAGAAGCCUGAGCCAGGCCCGGAACAAACCGGCAGAUGGAGUUGGGCAUGUCAAUCAAAAAGGGACUACCGGUCAGAAAGGACCAGCAACUGCUGGUCAAAAGGUGGCACCAGGUGCCAAGUCAACAACCAAACCUGCAACCAAACCAAGUGCACAAAAGGGUCAGGUCAAGGUUACACCGAAGGCUGCUUGUGUCAAGACCGGCAAAAACAAAAAGAAAGGACAAAGACAGCAAUAUGAUCUUAUCGUUACUAUAAAUCUGUCGGAAUAUGGACUCACAGAGGACCAAGUUGCGGAAUUCAAAGAGGCUUUUAUGCUGUUUGACAAGGACGAGGAUGGUACUAUCACGAUGGCCGAAUUGGGAGUCGUCAUGCGCUCCCUUGGACAAAGACCGUCCGAGAAUGAAUUACGAGAUAUGGUGAACGAAGUAGAUCAAGAUGGUAAUGGCACAAUCGAAUUCAACGAGUUCCUACAAAUGAUGUCGAAAAAAAUGAAAGGAGCUGACUGCGAGGACGAAUUGCGUGAAGCUUUCAGAGUUUUUGAUAAAAACAACGAUGGCUUAAUAUCGUCUGUCGAAUUGCGACACGUAAUGACGAAUCUUGGCGAAAAGUUAUCCGAAGAAGAAGUGGAUGACAUGAUCAAGGAAGCAGACUUGGAUGGCGAUGGAAUGGUUAAUUACGAAGAAUUCGUGACAAUCCUGACGUCGAAGAAUUAGUCGGCGAACGACGACGAGGACGGCGACGCGGGAUAGAUAAACGCAAAGCAAGAAAAAACGGCACUAUUGUAUAGAUCGGAGCCGAGAACGAAGUUGACGCAACAUUGAAGACGGAUAUAGUCAAGUUCCUCUCUUUAGGUUCAUAAACCAAUAUACACAAGAAAAAAAAGUAAUAGCCAUUUUUUCAUAAUCAUAUUAUGCAGAGAUACGAGAAAGUAUAAAUAUAUAGCGAUUAUUAACUAUGGGAUAUAUACACAUGCGUGCAGACAACAUGAAACAUGCUAGAAAAUUCGAAUAUUCAUUGCGAAAAUGAAGAGGAACGAAAAUAGUAUUUUUUUAGGGCAAGAUACUUGUAUUACCGUUACAAUUUUUAAUAUUUUCCAUAUGAUUAUUUUAUAAUUUUACAUUUUAAAGUAAUUUUACGAUUUGUUAUAUAGCGUGCGACUGCGAGCAAAGCAUAUAUUAAUAUUGUGAACGUUUUUGUGUAGCUUGAUUACAUGCAUAUAAAUAUUUAAUAUAAUUAUACUUAUUAUUGAAUUACCUAUUUUUAUAUAAUAAAUGAUACAAACUACACUUAUAUUGAUUAUGUAUAUACUGAUAUUUUCAUUACUAUGAUAUUUCGAAUAUUACACAGAAACGUACUUUUUCUUGUAUCUUAUAUACUGUUCUUUUAUUAAAUAAACUUGCUUACUAAACCACAAAUACGACAGCUAGUUUUCUCCAAAAUGAAUAAAAAGAAAAUAACCUAUAUAAGAAUGACUACGUAAAUUCUGCGACCCAAGAUGUGCUUUAGACUUGGAAUUAUAUAAAAUGACGUCGAAAAAACAGCCGCUCCUAAAACAAUCAACAGAGCUUUGUUUAGCAACUUUACAAUUAAAAAAAGUAAAAUACAACUGUAGACGAGCAUAAGUUUGAAAAAAACUUAUACUCUUCAGAUAUCUUACUGCAUCAAACUAUGACUCUCAUGCCGUUAACUAUGAUAUUAUUUACGAAUUCAUACAGAUAAAAACUCACAAAAUGUUUCAUAAGUCGCAAAGAUAAUAAUGAUUUACAAAUGUUUCAUUCAUUUAAAGGAAAUGAAAUAAGAAAAUUCCAUCCAGAAACAGCGUUAAUUGCGCAUACCAAUCAAGGUUAUUCGAUACUUGACAUUAUAGAUCUUUUUAUCUUUGUCUCCUUUGAGCAAUCUAGUCGGUACAUUUAGGAUAUUUCACACUUCAGGCACAGGCGCAUGUAUAAGUCUAUUAUAACUAAGGUAAAACGAACGUUGGGUUCUUGGUAACAAAAAAAUUACUCCAACGUCGUAAAGUCUAAUCAAAAAAACUAUGACCUCAAAAAACACCCAGUCUCUAUCUACUCAAAGUUUUUCUAUAUAAAACAUGACCUUCCGUCAUAUAUUUCACGUUCUUACAAAACUAACAUGAUAAGCAAACAUGAGCAAGCAAGUGUUACGAUUCAAAGUGGUGCUAAAUCAGUAGGUUCCUCAUCCGCAAAUUUGUACUGCACACCCGAGCAGAGUACAAAUGAUUCCAGUAGUUAAACAAAGUAUGUAUAUCGCUUCUAUCGACGACGUAAUGUUCACGCCGUUAGAACAAUAUAUAAACUUGUAUAUUUUUUUUCUAUUGAAUGAAGUGAAAAGAUAAAUUUAAUGCAGCCGUUUUAUUGCCGUUGCACGUUGUUGACGCGCGAGUCUGGAAAAACGAAAACGCAAAAAGAGAAACAACGGCCGGCUUCUCGCGGCACGGUUCUUAUUCCUGUACGCACUUGGCUAAAUAUUGUAACGACGUAUGUAUUAUAAUGAAUAUAUGCACCCGCUGUUAUAUGUGAAUGUGCUACGCGUUAAUAUGCGUGAAUCGAAGGAGGUCUAUUGAAGAAAAAUAUCAAAGUACGGUGCUUAUUCGAUCGGAUAUUAAUGUUAGAAUUAGAAUAAGAAAUAUCGUUAGAUAUAUGCAUUAAGCAUGCAUGAUUUAUACGUAGCAAGUGGAAAAUGAUUUAAAAUUGUCUGAAAUUCCAAAUUUGAUAAAAUAAGCUCUUUGAUGAAAAAAUUGACAACAGUGCAAUAUUGAACAUUAUCCGACAAUAAAUCAUUUUCUACGCGCACAUAUAAAUUAGCAAGAAUCCUCUCUCGAUUUGAGAUUUAGAAAACAGCUACACAAAAGAAAUAUUCGGUUUAGUGCAAAGUUUAUGAUAUAUAUGUGUUGUAAAUGUGUUCUCAACGUAACAACAAAAAGGACAAAACACAGAUAAACCGCAACUCUUGUAAAGUCCAUAAUAGCAAAUUAAUACAUAUGGAUGUUUAUAGAUAUAGCUAAGUGACAUCACUUUGCGGUAUAUCAUUGAUUGUAAAAUAGCUUAAAUGUACAACUAUAUCCAAGCAACGGAUACGAAAUACAGGGAAAAGCUUUAGCUCGACGAACUAGACCGAGGAUCGAUAUUUCAUCAAAAGAGUUAUAAUAAUUUUAAAAUCAGGCCUCGCUACAGUAGAAUAAAAUAUGUAGUGCAAGUAGAAGUGACGUAUGUAUAUCGAUCCCAUUGAAAAAAAAGAACAUCAUUAGAAUCGAUUCAACAAGGCCAGUACUGUUGUUGUUCAUUCGUUAUAACAGAAAAGAAAAGAGAUUUAAUAAUAGCUAGACAAUAAUGCGUUGUGUUUACCUUCAUUCAAUCGCCACUAUACAGACAAUGUACAAAAUUAUGUGGAAUGCAAACGAUUCAUAAAUGAUUAUAUAUUUACGUAUGUUAUAUAUUGGGAAAUUCUAUAUAUUCACAAAGACAUUGUAUUCAUCCACUAAAGUAACCGGUUUUCAUGCAUUACAAUUUUUUUUAAACAAAGGAAUGCUUUAAAAAUUAUUUCUAAUCCAUAUUGAAAAAUCAUUCUAAAUGAUGUUUAUACUUUUUGAAGUAUUGUCGAAAAAGAGAAUGAACUAUUUGAUGAUUUAAUGAUAUGUCUCAAGUAUAAAUAUCAUUGCUAGUACAAAUACAUUUAGUAUAAUUUUUGCUCAAUAAUUAGUUUACAACAUUAAAACCAAAAGUAAAACCUCACAAAGAGGAAGAUUAAUAAUUAUAUCAAAAAUAUAUAAAAAUAUGUUAAUCAACAAGAUUAAUCCACCCAUAUGCAAAGGCAAGAUUUUUAAUUACUAAACCACAACACGUCACAAAUAGAAAUGUAAAACGUCCUAAAGACAAUACAAACUAUUUGAACAGAGAUUUAUGAUUGAAAAAAUAAGAUUAUAGUGAUCUAUUGAAGGAAAUUAUUGACUUCUGAGGCCUAAGAUUACAAGUGUUAAUAUCGGGAGUCCGUCAACAAAAUAUGAAAAAUACAUAAUAAAUCAAGCAAACAUCGCGUCCGAUACGAUGAAAUAUGUCUACAGAAGUUACAUUUAUAACAUUACAAACGAAAAAAUGCAUUAUUUGAAGCACUCGUGCCGCGAUUAACCUGAGUGACAGCAAGCAAAGUGUUUAAUAAGAAAAAUGUGAAAAACAAAUCCGCGUCAAAACGAUCAGUGACAACAAAGCUUAUGACAAAGUAUUAAAAAAUAUACUUUUUCAUUGUGUUUUUAUAGCUUUCGAAUUUCCUAUAUCCAUAAAUUGGUUAUUAUGUAAAUAUCCAUCCUCUUCUUCAUUUAAUUAUUGAUCAUUUUCACUAGUAGACGGUAUUAUAAUUUAUUCCAAAGCAAUUUACUAUUACGUUAAACGUAAAUAAAGUUUAAUUAUUAUAAUAUAAUUUCAAUAAAACAAUAAAUUUUAUUUUAUCGUAUAAUAAUAAAAAAAUCACGAGAAAUGUCCGAAAAACCAUUAUUUUAUUGUAAAUAUGUAACGAAUAACGAUUUGCAAUAUUAAUUAAUCUUUUGAUUUAGUUUAACAUGAAAAUUGUUAUAUUUAAAAAUAUUUAAUAAAAAAAAUAAUUUCAAAUAUUUUAUGUAAAAUAAUUUAUGUAAAAUUGUUAAUAUUUUCUUUAGGCACAAUAAUGAACAUUUUAUUAGUCAUGUUUUGUGAUAAAAUUUUUAUGAAUAUUUUCUUCUGGAAAGCUCCGAAUAUGCCUUAAAUGAAUCUUAAAUUCACACGACAAUUUGGUUCUAACAUUUAGUAAUUCAACUAUAAAAUUAUACUUCUAUUUUACGUACUUGUGAUUUGAGUCUUCCUGCAAACACCUGCUUAAAAAAGUUUUUUAAACAAAUACAUUAUUACAAAAAACUGUUAAUUAACCUUAUUUUUAUAACGACCUUCAUAUCAUAAAGUUCGUUUUAUAAAGUUAAACGGUGAUAAAGUACAAUAGAAGUAUUUAAAAAAUAUGUUUAAAAAACUUUUUCCAGGGCACUACGUACAACCUUUUACGCGAUAUGGAAAUGUAGUGCAUAGCUAAGAUGCAAUGUCAUACAAUGCACAGAUGCUAAUAAACUAUAUAACAUGCUUUUUUAUCCUAAACUUGACUUAUCAAAUAAUCGUGACUUUUUAAAUGCGAGCUUUCAAAUCCUUACAAUUGAAAAGGAAUGAAAAUUACUACUCGAAUUAGUAAUGAGCUAAUCUUUCAGAUAUGAAACCGUGUAUUCAGAGUUUUUGUGUUGUAACUCAGUUGAAAAAGUAAAUUAAAAUGCAUAUUAAAUUCGCAAAAAAAAUUUAAUAUACUAGUUUUAUUGUUCUUUGAAAUUUCAUUUCUCAUCGAAAUUCGUGAGAAAAUUUUGGUAUGAAUUAUUAAAGUUGGAUACUCUGAAUAUUGAUACUACGGAUAGAUUCAAUGUUCCAUUCCUUUUCAUAUUUAUAAAUAAUCACAAUUUACGCACACCGCACUUUGGAAAAAUGAAUUCGGGUAAAACUCGUUAGUCUGUUUUAUAAUAUUUCACAGUGAGCGAUGUUUUACAACAAUUUUGGAUACAAAAGGAACGAAACGAUCUGUUGAAUAUACAGAAUGCACUUAUUUAUAUGCUAUAUUAAAGUUAUAUUCCAAGAGAAAAAGAAGUAAUUAAUAAGAAGUGGUAAUAAAGAAGUUUACGGAAAGGAAUUUCAAAAAGUUAGGGGAAAUAAGUUGUUCCGAUCUUCAAACUCUUCGUUACGGUCAAACGAAAGAACAUCAUAUACUAAUAUGCACCUCGAGUACUUCAGAAAUUCGAUAGAAGUAUAAUACAUAUAAUAAGUAAAAUAUAAAAUUACAUUUAAUGUAUAAAUUUAGAUAUGAGAUAUAAAAUAUGCAUAACGCAAAAGUAAUCAAAUAAUAAAGAUAGGAAAAUGAUGUACAAGAUAUGCAACAAGAUAAAGCUAUGAGAAAAAAGAAACUAAUUAGAUCGAAAUAAUUCUUUGAAGCGGUCAUAAACAAAAAUGUAAUAAUCAUAAAACAUCUGACUUUUAAGAAAGCACAGUCGACAAAACUUUCUGAAGUAACGAUGAUCUAUACUAACACUUUAAGUCGAUAACAUACAAUCGCAUUAACAACUCAAUAUUUACUUCGAGAAAAUAUACUUACAAAAGCAGUGCAUUACAUAAAAUAUCUUCAUUAUGAUAUUAAUUUUCUUUAAUAUGAUUACCGACGAAAAAAAUUAAUAUUAGAACACUAAAUAUAACAUAAAGCAUUGAUAAAAAUGGCUAAAACGCAUAGCUUUUUCUCAAUUUUGCGUAUACAGCAUUCCUUUAAUAACAAAAUAACGUUUAAACAAAAAAAAACGGUUAAAGAGCGAUCCGACUUUUCGGCUCUGCCCUUAGCUUUAGCAUAAUGUACUAGUUAAUCAUUUAAUAGAAAUAAUAACAAAUAUAUAAAGCAUAGUAUACGUAGAAAAUGGAAACUGCGCGAAUAAAUUGAGACUGUCAACAGUAUAAUUGGAUAUAAAUGGACAAAAAAAAUAUACGCAUAUGUUAUAGAAAAAUGAUUAAUGUUAUACAAAGAAUAUAAUAACAGAAUCGCGAAUGGCUUAAUUGUUAUAGAUGUUAAUCGUUCGACGUAACUAAUGACAUAAAAAAACAAACGUAAACGAAAAAAAAUCAUUGAACAGAGUAUAUUAAUCGAAGAAGCUUGCGGGAACCUGCUAUAACUCGCGUUUACUUAACUUUAUACUUUAUUCGUUUUUUCGUUUUAAAUAAUUCAUUCUAACUUUACAAGUACACCUGAAAAGUGUACAAGCAACUAAAAUAUAAAAAAGUUACGUUCGAUAACAAGCCAGCGAUACAUUGGGGCGCUAUACAAACUAUGUACGCAAGAGAAAAACUAAUUGAAUUUCACAUGUGCACAUAUAACAUGGAAAUAAUAAUCAAGCACAAAGAAAAGCUAUAAAUAUACUAUUGGUUUCAAAGAAAGCUUAAGAAGGGAAGAAACGAUUAAGGUACUUUAUUACAUUAUGACGCAUGAGGAAAAAAGAAAAAAUGCGAAAUCAUAAUUUAAAUUAAAGCUGAGAUUUAGCUUCUAAAAAAGAAACAUAUAUACUUGAAUGUAGCAUCCAGCAUCAAUCAGCAAAUAACCAUUUUAGAGCGUAAAUUACACAAGGAUAAUAAUGACGAUACAAAAGCGCGAUUUACGAGUAAUUAAAAAUGCAGAUUUUCGAGGCUCUUCGAUAGAUAAAUCGUCCGUAAUUACGUACACGAUAUAUCUAAGCAAAGGAAUUUAGACAAAUGUAUACUUUGUAAAUUUGUGCCAAAUUUUUUCUCUGCAAUGUUUUGUUUCACGACAUAUCGACAAAAAUAUCAUUAUUGUAAGGAAAAUAUAUAAAAUAAUUUAUGCAUUUACAAGAAAAUAUAAUCGUUUUAAUUAUUUUGCAAUAAAAACUGUCUAUCUUCUCUGUUGACAAAUUCACAAAAACUAUAUUUUUAUAUUAUGAUAUUGUACAAAAUUAUAAAAUUACGAUACUGUAAAAAUAUAAUUUUUAAUAUUUGAAAGAAAAUUUGGUAUAACUUUCAAAGUGUAUCUUUUCUAGAGUGAAUAAAUAUGAAGUGUGUAUUUCUUAAACAUGAAUAUUGAACUGAAAACAUAUAAAAGUAUCGUAAUGUUCCACUAUUGGCAGACAAGAAAUAUGUAUAAGGCAAUUGUUAAAUGAAAACAAUGUCUUUUAUUAUAUUACUUUUGAAAAGUAAUUUGUGUAACGCCACCCGAAAAAGGCUUAUAUUGAAAAAAAUAAAGCGAGCUCGAUCUUGUGAUGCAUCUAAUAAGAAUAAAAGUUUGUAAGGCCCUCGCCACAUAUGCGCAUACGCGCGCGUACGAGGGCGUACAAACGUGUACAAAUCGCUAAAAAUUUUGAUAGUGCCAAAUAGAGAAAAUUACUACUAUUCCUCGCAUGCCCCAAACGAACACACUUACUCCCGGAACAAACGUUUGGGGCAUGCGAGGAAUAGUGAAUAAUAGUAGUAACUUUCUGUUGUUGGCACUAUCAAAAUUUUUAGCGAUUUGUACGCGUUUGUACGCCCUCGUACGCGCGCGUAUGCGCAUAUGUGGCGAGGGCCUGAGAACUACGUUUGAAAUGAAAAAGUGAUAGAUACAACCAAAGCGAAACAAAGAAAAAAAUAAUAAGUGAAAGAGAUUUGUUCUUGCGCGAGUAAGUUCACGAAGAUAUGUCGUUUAUAUUUUUACUUGAGACAAAAAUUGUUGUAAUGACAUCUUUUCAUAAUAACAGAACUAACUAUUAAUAAAAUCGAAAAAUCGUACCGUGAGUGCGGCUUUAUCGACGUUAUUUUUUCUAGAAUAAAUUAUAUAUGUAUAUUUCAGAAAGAAAAUAAAACAAGAAAUAAAAGAUAUACUAAAGGUGAAAAUUUGUGGUUUGUCACAAAUUAUGGCGAAACGUGCUGGUGUGUGGGCUUUAUUUGUUAUGUAAGGACGGAGUAUUUAUAAAUUCUGAAGAAAAUGUUAAUUAUUCGAUAAAUAGUUGUAAUUAUUUUUUUGUUAGUUCCUUUCUAUAAAAUGAUGUAUACAAUUUUAUUUAUUCAUUUCACGUGCAAUAAAUUUUUAUUAUAAUUUUAUUGCGAAAAAAAUAGAAGAAUUUCUUUACAUGAUUGCAGAGAAUAAUAUUUUGAAUAUAUAAUCACUGAACUCUUUUUAUAAACGUUCGUGCUUUUUGUAAGAAUAAUUAGAAUAAGACAUGUGUACUUAGUAUUGCUUCAUUCUUUUUUUCGUCAAACAUAUAUUAAAUAAACCAACAAACACAUUGUACUAUUUGCUAUUAAGAUAAUAUAAGUGAAUGCAUAUAGUAUUUUUUAAGAGGAAAAAACUAAAAGCCGCAUUAGAAAGUUACCAGAAUCAUCACCUAGAAAAAUCCAAUUGCUCCAUCCACGUUUCGUCGUAAAAAUAAUUCCAAAAAAUAAUGAAAAUAAAGCAAACAUAAAAGAAAGAGAUAUUACAUUUGUGAAAAAAGUUGAGAAUUAUUGAUAAUACAGAGCUUUGUCAAAGUGAAAAAGAGAGCUUCUAAAGAAAAAGGCAUAAGACAACGUGAAACAUGUGAAAGAGUGAUGAAUUUGAAAUUAUUGAAAAGUGCGAUAGAGUGAGAUGUCUGUUAUGCCGUAUGUGUGAUGUUACGUGUAUGUAAAUCAUGUAAUACUUGUAACGUGAUGUCUCCUAAGAUUAGAACACGGCAUUAUGAUAAUACGCAGAAACGACAUGGCGUGCACAUUAAAAUGGAAUGUAAUACAUGUAUCGAGUUACUUCUAAAUACAGCCAUUUUAUAAUGGA
Messenger RNA from Phymastichus coffea, 10391 nucleotides. Its product is annotated as calmodulin-A-like. Gene Ontology annotation, cellular component: myosin II complex. Gene Ontology annotation, molecular function: calcium ion binding. NCBI's taxonomy places the organism in Eukaryota, Metazoa, Arthropoda, Insecta, Hymenoptera, Eulophidae. The record is from RefSeq and is a predicted model, not a curated record. Bases 932 to 1759 code for a protein of 275 amino acids. The transcript has 9 exons.